AUGAACAAUGCGCAAAUUUCACCACGUUCAUUGUGGAAACGGUCGGGAAGGAGGUUGACUUUGAUUUCGCUACCGAAGAUCAAAAUUGAACGGCGAUGCAAAAAUGAGGAGAAACUUAAAAAGGAAGUGGAAAAGAAACAAAAAUUCGAUGAACUGUCACUGCAAUUACCGCGUAUACAAGCAAAACUAUCAAGCACAACAAACUACUUCAGAACAUUCCAACCUCAAUGGAAUACCACAAGCGGCACUCAUCUGGACGAUGGACUAAGCGAUUUUGCAUGCUUUUCAGUGGUAUAUGGCGAACAUGAAAGUGAAACGAAAGAACUCUAUCGACUGAAAUCACAGCAGAUUUUGCCGAAUGACAAAACAAUAACCUGCGAUAACAUCGAUAAAGCAUACUCUUCAAUGCGACAACUCUACGCAAAGCAAGCCUUCCAUCUAACCGAACUGCUGUCAUUAUCGUCACCGUCAUCGAACUACCUCUCGCUAUCGAAUCACAAUGACGAAGAUAAACACGAUAACCAGUCGAAACGUGCAAUGAUACGAUGGCGCAUUGAACAGGAAAUGAACUACAUCGCACGUGUCAAUCGAAUCAUAAUCGCAUUCGCCUAUUGA
Messenger RNA from Anisakis simplex (herring worm), 615 nucleotides. NCBI's taxonomy places the organism in Eukaryota, Metazoa, Nematoda, Chromadorea, Rhabditida, Anisakidae. The record is from the annotation of a GenBank genome assembly.